Messenger RNA from Aphanomyces astaci, 784 nucleotides. RefSeq lists its product as hypothetical. The coding region runs from base 232 to 594 and encodes 120 amino acids. The record is from RefSeq and is a predicted model, not a curated record. The transcript has a single exon. NCBI's taxonomy places the organism in Eukaryota, Oomycota, Saprolegniomycetes, Saprolegniales, Verrucalvaceae.
GGCGAAGUGGCGCACUGGACAACCCACCAAUUGGGCUCGGCCACUCCAGACAAGAUCGACGCAGCGUGCGGUCUGACGAAUUCAGACCCAGCUUGUCCACAACUUCUCCAUCCACGGCGACCCUGGAAUUGCACUACUCUGGCCGCAUCUCAUGCUUUGAAUCCGCGCAGCUGUCGGUGCUGAAAACGUUGCUGGCGGCCAACGAAAUCACGUGGCUCGCGGCGGUGGUGAAUGAUUGGCUUUGGUGCUCACCCACCAGUACACGCCGUCCUACUCGACAGCCAGCAGUUUCUUCGUGUGGGUGGUCAUGGCGGGUAUUUCGCUGGCCCUUCCCAUGACCUAUUCGCUGACCAUCGACAACAAUGUCACAUGGCGCAGGUGGACUUUCAGGUCGUGUGCACGACUGGCGACCUAGCCAUCGGCCAACCCGUCCGCUUUGUGCUUUUGAUUGCCAUCGUCCUGGUCUCGAAAUGUGGUGUGCUAUGCCAUCACACGCUACCUAGUGACGAAUACCCAGAAAACCCGACUCAAGUCUGGUUUCUUGUUCGCAGGAGCCAAGUACAUGUUUACAACGGCGGAAUAGAUCAGCGAUGAUAUGUACUUUAUGGAUCGCAUAUCAGCAGCCAUUAAUGGCAUUUUGACGGUUCGUCGGGGCAGUGUCAUGUACGGGCUCGACAUCAAGUUCUGGUGCACGUUGCAAGUGGACCUCGCCGACACGAUGCCGCACACCCGCGCGACCGAGUUUGCGUUGCCAUUGCAUUUAUCCAAUGAAUACUGAUAUCCA